Molecule: messenger RNA, 1407 nt
Organism: Coniosporium apollinis CBS 100218
Lineage: Eukaryota; Fungi; Ascomycota; Dothideomycetes
Exons: 5
Coding region: 1-1407 (468 amino acids)
Biological process (GO): negative regulation of silent mating-type cassette heterochromatin formation; negative regulation of rDNA heterochromatin formation
Cellular component (GO): cytosol; Rpd3L complex
Source: RefSeq, a predicted model, not a curated record
AUGGCUAGCCAACAGGCGUACUUUCAGGAUGUGCUAUUUGGCAUGAAGAAAGCGCUGGCGCGCGCUGACGAUGCCUCCGACUCUGACGAUUCUGUCGAACGACUUACAAAUCGCGGCCAGAAGAGAAAGCGAAACGCGAAAUAUGUGCAAGAGGGUCGCCUGGACAAUUCAGUCGGGCCGCGUGUAUACAGAAGGCAAAUCGAACACGCAGGGUACCAGCGACACAUCAUCUCUCACAACCCUCAGCGCUUUGACGCAGAUGGCGACCCGCUUGAAGACGACGAGGAAGAUUCCCAGGCUGACGCGGAUGCCUUAGAGGAGAACCCCUUCGGGGAAGUGAAGCUCGAAGAACUACUUGCACCAUUAACCUCGGCGGCCGACCUGCCCACGCACCCCUCGCUCUCUACACCAUACUACUCGAAGAGUCUCACGGAGAUGGUCGAAGGCGCCCGCCUAACCCUACAAAGAGAAAAGGCGAACCUGUGGAGGAUGAAGCAUCUGUUAACGAGGUUCCGGGGCGACCACACAUGGACGCCGUGUGGUAUCUUCGCGACAGACUACGAUCAAGUACUCCUUCGCGCGUUGAUGCCGUCAAACUAUCGCGCCGUUUUCGCAUUCCAGAACGGAGGCCCGCAAGAUCAAGGGAGCCUCUCAUGGGAUAACAAUUCUGAUUCACGAACGCUGGGGAUGGAUGGCCUACAAACACCGCCAACCACGUCCGCGCUGCUCCAAGCGCCAGAGGCAGAGGCUCGACCGGCAGAGGACGUGCAAAUGUUAGGAGGGACCAGCGUGCAGCACUUCGAUGCAGCAGAGGCGACAAUCGACACUGUGAAAGCAAUCGCGAAAAAGGCCAACGGAGAAGAAUCAGCGGCGCAGAAUGGUGCUACAACAGAUGGCGUCACGAAGGCGAUAGACCAUAGCGGCGAAGCCGACGACUCCGCUUCCCAGCCACCCGCCCACCGCAUGACUACUCGAGCUCAAGCCCACGCAAACUCGAAUCCCCUAUCGCCACGAAGCUCACCAACGCGAAGCGCGACCGCCGACGUGGUACCGCCCAUACAUCCAUUCUUCAACUUCCUGCCAUCAUGUCGACCAGACCGCGACGUGGGCCUCCCGCCCGAAGUCGCGGAAGAUACGCGGAAGUUCCUGAACCUAUAUGUUCAGCGGCAGGAGGAGGUGAUUCGAGGGGUUGAGCAGCUGUACGAUGGGCUGCUGAAAGCGGAACGCAUGCGCAAGGAGGUGAUCAAGUGGGCCAAAGCGGAAGGGCAUGUCGGCGAGAUGAGCGAUGGGGAAGACUGGUACGACAAGGAUGAAUGGGGGUUGCUUGAGGAUUUGGUGAAGGGAAAGGAGGAGGAGGAAGUUGAUGAGGUGCCGGGGAAGAAGACCAGGGGGAGGACAACCAAGUAG